Ficedula albicollis (Collared flycatcher) is the source of this 3336-nucleotide messenger RNA. It is a transcript of the gene CCPG1, whose product is annotated as cell cycle progression 1. Bases 13 to 2436 code for a protein of 807 amino acids. Gene Ontology annotation, cellular component: membrane. The transcript has 9 exons. The record is from RefSeq and is a predicted model, not a curated record. NCBI's taxonomy places the organism in Eukaryota, Metazoa, Chordata, Aves, Passeriformes, Muscicapidae.
UGUGCUUUGAAAAUGUCUGAAAAUUCCAGUGACAGUGAUUCAUCUUGUGGCUGGACCGUCAUCAAUCACGAGGGUUCUGACAUAGAGACAGUGACCUCAGAAAAUGGAAGCACAAAUGAUAACCAUGAGUUUGUUUCAGAAGAAUAUGUUUCUUUACAAGAAGAGGAGCAGGCAAUUGAUUUGCAAGCUCAGUGCAACAAUGAUGAAGACAUCCCAGCAGUAGAUAAUACUCUGCCUGGUUUUGAGGAAACCCAGCCAGUUCCAGAGGAAAAUAAAGAAAAAGUUCCUGAUGAUGGGUCCUGCAUUGGAACUAUUAGUGAUGAUUCUGACAUUGUUACACUUGAAGCUCCAAAACCAGAAGAAACUCAGAGUCAGGAAGAAGCUCCAGCUGAUGGUGAAGAAGCUCAGAGUUCAGAGGAUUUUAACAUGGGUUCCUCCUCUAGCAGUCAAUAUGCAUUUUCCCAUGUAGAAACUGCGUUCUCCUCGCAGGCCAGUUCCGCCGAGUCCAGCAGUGACGAGGGCAGCGGCCGCUGCGGCCCCGCCCCCCCCCCCCCCCCCCCCCCCCCCCCCCCCCCCCCCCCCCCCCCCCCCCCCCCCCCCCCCCCCCCCCCGGAGCCCCAGGAGCAGCCCCAGCCCCAGCCCCAGCGGCAGCUGAGCAGCGGCCUCAACAGGUGCAUCAUCCUGGCGCUGGUGAUCGCCAUCAGCAUGGGCUUCGGGCACUUCUACGGUACAGUGCAGAUCCAGAAAAGGCAGCAGCUGGUGACAAAGACACGUGAAUUAAAAGAUAUGAAAGAUGACCUUUACCAGUGCCAACAAGAGCAAGGAGAUCAAGUGCACCACAAAGUGGGGUCACCCAAGGGAGAUCUUGCCACAUGUUUGACCUUUACUGAGGAGAAGAAAUCCUUUGAUUCUCAAAAAAAAAGUCUUGCUGCAGAAAAUCAGCACUUAAGAGAAUCUCUAGAGAAGGAAGAAAAAGCUUUGGCCUCACUUCAGGAAGAAUUAAGGAAGCUAAGACAACAAAUUAGAAACUUAGAAGAUAAAGGUAGUAGCACUGAAUCUAUUGUAAUAGAAAAUCAGAAACUAAGGGAGCAUUUGGAAGAGGAAAAGCAAAGGAACAGCAAUUUUCUCAGGCAAAAGGAAACACUCUUUGCAGAGGCACAGAUGUUAAGGCGAGAACUGGACAAAGAACGUCACGUUACAGAAGCUCUGAAAAAAGAGCUAGAACACUUAAGUUCUCGUCAAACACCUGACAGUGCUAAUGAUGAUGAUGAUGAGACAUUAAGAGAAAAUCAAGAAAUAGAAACUCUGCGAGGAAGACUGGCAGAACUAGAAAAAAAGCUAAACUUUGAGCAACAACGCUCUGACUUAUGGGAGAAGCUGUAUGUUGAAGCAAAAGACCAGUCUGAAAAACAAGAAAUUUAUGAAAAUGGACAGAAGAAAGGUGCUAAAGGGCAAAGUAAGAGUAGAAAGAAAUCAAAGGAGACAUUUUUUGGUUCAGUUAAAGAAACUUUCGAUGCUAUGAAAAAUUCCACAAAAGAGUUUGUAAGGCACCAUAAAGAAAAGAUUAAGCAGGCUAAAGAAGCAGUGAAAGAAAACUUGAAAAAAUUCUCUGAUUCCGUAAAGUCUACAUUCAGACACUUCAAAGAUACCACAAAAAACAUUUUUGAUGAAAGAGAGAAAUCAUCAAGCGAUAAAAGAUACGAGGCAAACAAGAAAGCUCGAACUUUUUACCGAGACCAUAACUCCUACGAGAAUCUGAAGCACAUGCAUUACAGGGGACCUCACAUGCCAAAAGAGUCCAGAAAUGGAAGAAAACAUCAUUUUACAACAUUUGGAAAAGAUUCAGAUUCCCAGAAAUGUCUCAAUGAUCAUUUGUGUAAUAAAAAACAUCAGUUUGCCCUAAAGGGCUGCUCUGGCAUUUUUGAAUGUGCUCAUGAAGAAUUCAUCAGUCUCUUUAACAGAGUUUCAGAUCCCAUCAGGGUGGAUGAAUUUAAUCGGCUAAUGAGAAAGUAUUUGCAACAAGUUGUACAUAACUUUCAUCACUGGAGAGAACUAGAAAAUUUCAUCAAUAAGUUUUUUCAUAAUGGAUUGUUUAUACACGACCAGAUGCUGUUCACUGAUUUUGUUAAUGAUGUCAAGGAUUACCUGGAAGAUAUGAAGGAAUACCAGAGUAAUAAUGAAAAGGUUUUUGAGGAUUUGGACAAAUAUGUCUACAGAUACUACUUCCAUUAUGAUAAUUCACCCCAGUAUGGACCCAGUCGACCUAAAAGACCUUUUACACAAACUGAAAAUUCCAGACAUGAAAAACAAGCUCAGAAGUACCAACACCGUAAUAAAAGAGAAGGUAAAUGGCAUAAACAUGGUCGCACUAAUGGAAGACACAUGGCAAAUCUUGAAAUAGAAUUGGGGCAACUACCCUUUGAUCCAAAAUAUUGAGUAAUUUAUUGUAAAAAUUAAGAUUAAAAUUCACAUGCUCUAUGGAAACUAAUUGUUUUUCAACAAAGCAGCAAGAUGCAAGUUUUUUUCCUGAAUAAUUUGAUUUUUACACAUUUUUGUUAACAGGCAGAAGUCAGGCUUUCUAAUUUGCAUAUUCUGUACCGUUGCUUUUACUGUUCUUUGGAAGUGAAGAUAGUUUGGGUGCCAGCAGUAUUGUUGCAGAAACUAGGCAUGCCAUGAACUGUGUAUGAAAAAAUGCUUAAUUGCAUUCCAUUAGUGUAGUUAAAGCUUGAGCCAUGCAUAAUGUACCAACUACUAACGCCAAUGUUUGAUAUACUAACUUCAUCUCAUCCUUCAAAAAAUAGGUCAACAUUGUGGUAAUGUAUUUGUUAGUGUUUUGUAACCUUAAAUUUGCUUCCUGUCUUGGGGGGGUUCAAGAGCCUGUUGAAUUGUGAAGAAUUUGCUGUGCUGCAUUCUAAUCAGCGUGCUGAUUUAAACACUUGAAAUGUCUUGCAUAUCUGCAUAUUGUAGAAGAAAAAUAAAAGACACAUUGUGGGUAAAAGUCUUUAUUUAUAAAAGAAACUUAGCAUAGGUGUACAGUUGUAUAAAAAUGGUCCAGUCUUGUCUGCAUUUUAUUGUUUAAGUAUUCAUAUGGUAACUUUGGUCUUCCCAAUGUUUUCUAGUGUUGUAAGGUAGGUCAGCAACCCCACCCUGCCCUACUGAAACUGAAGCUGCCUUCAGGAGAAGGUUUAUGUGUUUGCAGGCAGCCACUGGCUGCCUCAUGGGACUUACCAUUUGACUUGCCCAGUUUCAGACUCACUGCUCUCUCCUUUCUGCAGUAGGAGGUCUAAGCAUAGCUACUGCUAUGCCAAACUGAUCUCAUUAGGUCCUAGGUGUAGA